CUUUUCCUUGUGUGGUAUAUAUGAACCUAAGCAGUGCUGGAGAAGCGUGCGAAAGCGUGACAGGAAUUGUUUUGUUGUCGGUGAUAAAGCAUUUUUAUCCAGCAAUUAUCUAGAGCUGCGGUUAUUUUGUUAUGAAUUAAAGUGAUUUUAUUCUGUAAAACUGAAGUGCUAAAUUAACACGAUGUCUUCGAAAACGACAAUACGUGUUGGAUCAAGGAAAAGUCAACUUGCCCUUAUUCAAACCAGACAUGUUAUUGGACUGCUGGAACAACUUAACAAGGAUGUGAAAUUUGAAAUAGUAACUAUGAGCACUUUGGGGGACAAGGUUUUGGAUAUCCCUUUACCAAAAAUUGGGGAGAAAUCUUUGUUUACCAAAGAAUUGGAAACAGCCCUUUCUAAUGGGCUUGUAGACUUUGUUGUUCAUUCUUUGAAGGAUUUACCAACUACUUUGCCUCAAGGUAUGGCAAUUGGAGCAGUAUUAGAAAGAGAAGAUCCAAGGGAUGCAUUGGUGCUGAGGAAGGAUAUGAAAGACUUGGAUUUAAAUACAUUACCAGAGGGUAGUGUAAUUGGAACUUCUAGUUUGAGGAGAGCAGCACAGUUAUCUAGAAAAUAUCCUCAACUGAAAAUUGCCGAUAUACGAGGAAAUUUAAAUACGAGACUGAAGAAACUUGAUGAAUUGGAUACUUUCAAAGCUAUUAUUUUGGCUACAGCUGGAUUGCAAAGAAUGGGUUGGGACAGCAGGAUAUCAAAAAUUUUAGAUACAGAUGAGAUAUUAUAUGCUGUUGGUCAAGGUGCUUUAGCUGUUGAGUGUAGAGCCAAUGAUGAAGAUACUAUUAAAUUAUUGAAGCCCCUCUAUGAUGCCCAAACAGCAAUUAGAGUGAACACAGAGAGAACAUUCUUGAAAACUCUUGGAGGCGGAUGUAGUGCCCCAGUUGCUAUAAGUACAGAUAUCAUCAAUGAUCAUGGCAUACAUAAUCUUGUAGUAAAGGGGGGCGUAUGGUCUUUGGAUGGAAAAGUGGAAAUGAUUGAAAACGAUGAAAUAAAGCUGGAUUUAGCGAAGACUAAACAAUGUAGCAGUUGUCCUUAUAAUAAUACACAAAAGGCUGUGUGCACUAAAGAUUAUUGUCCUAAAACUGACAUAGAAUGUUUAAAUGGUUGCGCAUUUAAAAACGAUGAUUGCGAAUAUGACAAACCAAGGAAAAUGAUGAAAAUUGACGUAGGAGCGAAUAAAGAAGACAUUCCUAUAGAGCUAUUGAAAAAUGAUCCACAUGAACACUGCCCAAUUCCUCUACCAGUUGGUGCUGAUUUUAUGGGGAAAUGUCCAUUCCUUGAAUCGACGACAUCUAAUGGGAAGCAUGUCAAAGUAGAUGUCUCUAAACCUGAAGGCCUAGAUAUUUCCAAAUGUCCGUUUUUCCAUAACAAAGAAAUACCGAAAAACGAUGUGACAACCAGCGAAAAUGAACAAGCAAAUGAUACCAAUUUAUAUUGUGGAUUGGUACCACAUGAUGACUUGCCUGAAGCCGUUAUGAAAAACGCAGAGAAAUUAGGCAUACGAUUGGCUCAAAAAUUAAUAAGCGCAGGUGCUUUAGAUGUAAUGGCCAAAUCACAAGCAAUAAUCAGAAACUCUUGAUUUUGUUUAGAGUUACAAAAUAAAAAUUUUAAUCAUUCUUAGGGGUGCAUGGAAGUGAAUGUUAUAGUC
This is a messenger RNA of Nicrophorus vespilloides, 1699 nucleotides long. Its product is annotated as porphobilinogen deaminase. Gene Ontology annotation, molecular function: hydroxymethylbilane synthase activity. NCBI's taxonomy places the organism in Eukaryota, Metazoa, Arthropoda, Insecta, Coleoptera, Silphidae. Gene Ontology annotation, biological process: heme biosynthetic process. The record is from RefSeq and is a predicted model, not a curated record. Gene Ontology annotation, cellular component: cytoplasm. The transcript has 5 exons. The coding region runs from base 182 to 1630 and encodes 482 amino acids.